Messenger RNA from Exophiala dermatitidis NIH/UT8656, 1071 nucleotides. RefSeq lists its product as uncharacterized. Lineage: Eukaryota; Fungi; Ascomycota; Eurotiomycetes; Chaetothyriales; Herpotrichiellaceae. The record is from RefSeq and is a predicted model, not a curated record. The coding region runs from base 1 to 1071 and encodes 356 amino acids. The transcript has a single exon.
AUGGCUCAGCUUCGGAUGGGAGAUGUCUUUAAGGACGCAUUCAAAGCGUUCACCAACCGCAAGAAAGUCCCCACGCUGGUCGUCACCCUAGACGCUUUGGGCACUCUGUAUCGCUUCCGUGAGCCCGUGGCUUCGCAGUACCAGAAGGUUGCGCGGCGGUGCGGUUUGCAAGUCAAUGUCGACGCUGCCGAGCUCGACCGUGCUUUCAGGUCAUCCUUCAAGCAUUACAACACGGUCUACCCGAAUUACGGAAAGGGUAAGCUUCGGGAUCCUGAAGUCUGGUGGACGAAGCUGGUCAAUCGGGCAUUUCGAGAAGUGGUGAACCAACAAGACAUCCCUCAGGACCUGGGUGCGAACCUUUAUCGACACUUCUCCUCCGGGGAAGCCUAUGAGCUUUACCCAGAUGUUCAAGACUUCUUGCAGACGAUGCGAGCGCUGAAGCAUCGGUUCCAGAACCCGGACGGUCCGCUGAUUGCUACCGGCGUGGUGACCAACUCGGACCCCAGAGUCAGGUUGGUGCUGCAAGACUUGGGGCUGAAGGUAGGCCCUUCAAGCGUGCCUCAGAUUGGAUUGCGGGCGUCUAUUACCGACACCGCAAAUCGCCUGAAGAAUCAAGAUUACGAGGGCCUGCUUGUGACUCCGUUUGUUAACUACUUUGCUCUUGACAAUGACUUUGAUUUCCUUUGUACGAGCUACGAAGCUGGCGCGGAAAAGCCGGAUAUGCUCAUCUGGCUCGCUGCGCGGCAGCUCAUCACGCCAAUCCCUGGUUCUCGCGCAGAACAAGCCGUGGACAUGACCCUGUCCCCGCCUCACAAGGGCAUGACCGAGUGCUUGAGCCACGAAGUUGGCGAUCUUACCUGGAUCCACAUUGGCGACGAAUACUCCAAGGACUACCUUGGCGCCCUUGAUGCCGACCUGGAUGCAUUGUUAUUACGGCGGGAGGAUGCCGUGUCCUCGUUGCCCACAGAAGAUGUCAUGAGUGUAUCGACUCUUGUGGAAGCGGCUAUGGUUGUUAACGUUAUGGCUCAGGGGAGGUUCCUCGAUAGCACAGAGAGUUCUUCAACAGGAUGA